AUGAGUUUUUACUGACUCCCUAUCCCCUAUAAAUUGAAACAAACUACCUGUCCCAAUAUAGGUCAAUUUUUUAAAAAAAAAAUUAAAAAUUUAAAAAUUAGUAUUUUUGUUCCAAUUUAAAUAGGAGGUAAUGCACCCAAAAAAUGAAAAUUUUAUCUAUAUUUUGUUCCAUUUAAAAGGGGAGUGAAGAAAAGAAUUCCUAGUUCGAUUUUUUGAUACUCGUUUACAGUUAAAUUUAUUUUCAAUUGCAAUUUCAUGUGACUUAGACCAAGAAUCAAUCAAUAAUAUUAUAUCAAAAGAUCUAAAACCAUCAGGUAUCGCUUACAUAUUAAUUUUAGCUGACUCAGAAAAUUGUAAAAAAAUUCAAAGCAGCUUAAUUUUCUAUAAUAUGAUUAUUUCCGGAUAUCUGAUAAUAUUAGGGCAUUCAUGUUUAAAUAACUCAGUAAUUGAUGGAUCUUUAUUAAUUUUGCCGAGCAAUGACAUUUAUUCAGUUACAGAAGAAGAAUCAUAUUCCAAUAGCUUAGCUUUUGUUUUAAAAAAACUGGAAAAUGGUUAUGGGAACCAGAUAUCUACCAAAUUUCAGCUUUGGAAUAGUUUUCAAGAAUUAAAAAAAUCAUUUGAGUGGGAUUUUACUAUAAUUAACCAACAAAACAGCAGCUUCUAUUCAGUAGGAAAAAUAUCAAAUGAAGCUCUUGAAAUCACCGAAAAUAUUACAUACCCAGGAGGAUCUACAAAUAUUCCAGCAUCUAAAAUAAGCAUUUGAAUAUCAGGGAAUGUCGGCAGCUCCAAUCCUCCAGGCUAUUCACCAAAUCCAGUUAAUGGCUUAAACCAUGAAGGUUCUUAUUUUGCUAUUAAAAAAAUCAAUGAAUCAAAAGAAGUCCUACAAAAUUUUAUUUUCAAAUUAAAUGACCAAAUAAAUUGUGGAGCGAGCGUCUGGAUCUAUAAUUACGCAAAAUCUUGCUAUUUACUCCCUUCCUCUGUUGUUCGCUCACGGAGAGUGGCUAAUUUUUUUUUUACAAACAUUUAUAUAUAAAUUUUAUAGAAUUUUUUUUUCCGAAUUAAAAAAAUCCCACUUCGCAAAAAUUGGAAAGCAAAUGUUAGUUUAAUUUGUAGAAUUUAUGUUUUAAAACUCAAUUUGUUUAAAAUUAAUCAGAAUUAGCUCGAGAUUUCAUUAUAAUAAUUAUCACUGAUAUAUCAAAAUUUUUUUCCAUCUAUUAAAAAAAAUUUUGUUCGCUCAUGGAGGGUGGAUUUUAGGCAAAAAAUAGGGAUCUUGUUAAAUAUUUUGUUCACUCACGGAGGAGGGGGAGUUAGAAAAUAAAAAUGAGAUGGGCGUGGCAUAUUUGGCUUCCUAUCUUUUAUCAAUUUCUAUUAAUACCUUGAACUUAUUUAAGAAUAUGAAUAUGUCUAUACCUAUGGCCAGCGGAGUUAAUUCAGCAACUCCUUUAACAAAUUCUACGAUUUUUCCGACAUAUACAAGAGUUUCGACAAACUCAGAAUAUAUGGGGAAAACAUGGGUUAUGUAUAUGAAAGUUAUGGGCUGGACAAGCUGCGUUGUCUUUUAUGCAGAUGACGCAUACGAUGUAGGAGUCUAUCAACUUUUUCUUGAGUCUGCAGAGGCUCAAGGUAUCAAAAUUCUUACUCCCUCCGUGAGUUAACAAAACCAUUAGAAAAAUCGCUAUUUUUUGCCCAAAAACCCACCCUCUGCGAGUGAACAAAAAUUUUUUUAAUAGAAAAUUUUUUAUUAAACAAAUUUUUGAUAUAUAAGUGAUAAUUAUUAUAAUGAAAUCUAGAGCUAAUUCUGUUUAAUUUUAAACAAAUUGCGUUUUAAACAUAAAUUUUACGAAUUAGAUUAAUAUUUGCCUUCCAAUUUUUAUAGAAAGAGAUUUUUUUAAAUUUCGAAAAAAAAAUUUCUAUAUAAAUUGUUUUUAAAAAUAAAAAUUAAUGUGAGUGAACAAAUUUUUUUGUUCACACACGGAGAGGAGGGGGAGUUAAUAAAGAGGAAUAUAGGAAAAUUCCUUUUACUUAUAAUACUUCUCAAUUAGAAACUUACUCACCCUUUAAAUCUGAACAAAUUAUAGCUAAAAUUUAAACAUUUAAUGUUCAGUAGCCCCCUUGAAAUUGCAGCAAUUUUUUUUCUAUUAGAAAAAUUUUAUAAGCGAUAACUAAUUUUUAUUUUUGGUAUUUAAUUAGUUUUCUUACUAAAUAUAAUUAAAAUGAUGGAAUCAAUUUAUAUUCACCAAGGAGGAGGAGUUAUAGAAAAAAUUUUCAAGAUGCAAUUGAUCAAAAUUGCAAUAUAUUUUUCCUUUUUAUGGCUGAUCCAUCAUAUAUAUAUACUUUUGAUAGCUUUUAUGAUAUGGGAAUGAGAAGAGGAGAUGCCUUAUUUUUAUUAAACGCCUUAACUGGUAGUGAUAUUUUUUUCAAAGCCUAUGGAUACAACACUGACAAAAUUCAAGAACUUUUUUAUGGAACCUUUUUUUAUUUAUUCCAGAAUGGACUGGAACUCUGGGUAAUAAGCUAA
Molecule: messenger RNA, 2518 nt
Organism: Blepharisma stoltei
Lineage: Eukaryota; Ciliophora; Heterotrichea; Heterotrichida; Blepharismidae
Source: the annotation of a GenBank genome assembly